Stegodyphus dumicola is the source of this 3685-nucleotide messenger RNA. RefSeq names its product protein O-mannosyl-transferase TMTC1-like. The record is from RefSeq and is a predicted model, not a curated record. Lineage: Eukaryota; Metazoa; Arthropoda; Arachnida; Araneae; Eresidae. Gene Ontology annotation, molecular function: protein binding.
CAGUGGCGGCCCGUGCUGUCUCACCGGAACGCAGUUAAUCUCAGCAGCUACGCAGUGGGAGCGCACGCUUCUUGGCCUUCCUUGAAUGAAUGAAUGCUUCAUGUGAUCCACGAGGUUGUUCUGUUCCUUUCUGAACUCCUCUUAAAAGUUUUUUCCCGGCUUCGUGUAUUUCGUAAGAGGAAAUAUCCAAGUUACAAAAUUCUUUCGGAUUCUCUCAUGGAUGAGUAUGAAAAGCAUUCGCCCACGGAUGCUUGAUGGUUGAGAAUCAUAACACUAAUGGAUUCAGUUGAGUGAAGUUAUUGGCUAGAGUUCGAUUCGUAAAUAAUGCAGACCCCCUGUUUCACUGUGUUGUUUGUAGUCUGAUAGCGCCGCUAGCACAUAUUUCUGUCUCUUCGCUACUUCUUUACACAUUUGCUAGACAAAAUAAUAUUCAUUGUAUAAGUGUAUUAGUAUCAAUUAAUAUAAAUUUAUCUUCCUUUCAAAUCGGUGUACUAGAAUCUUAAAUUUUUAUCAAAAUUGUUUACAGUGUAGUGUGAGAAAUAUCGAAUAUAAACAAUAAUUAAAUUACUGUAAGGAACUUGUUUAACUCCUGUAUACAAACUAUCCAGAACUUGCUAAAUGUUAGACGUUUAUUUCAGUUAAAAGGCAAACUGGUGAAGAUGUUUUGCCAAUGAUUAGCAAGAAGACAUUUCACCAUGAACCUGAGCAUCAACUGUCAUGGAGAAGUUAUGAAAAAAAUUCAUUAUUUAUUCAAGUAAACAAGUAAAACUAAAUGUAUAUUUUUUACCUUAGAACAGUUAAAUUAGUUUCGCACUCUGAACUCGUUUGUGAAGUAAUUUCUUGAAAUUAAAGCUGCUCAUUUUCGGUAUUUUCUACUUUGGAUUCAUCACAUUUUACUUACUUUUUUAUCGCGAAUAAAUUUGAGGAAAAUUUCCAAGCAAAUUUAUUUUUAUAGUUGCUUGAUAUUUUUGUGAAUUACUUUAACUAAGAAUUAACUUUAAAAUUGAGAUACUACUCAAAACGGCAUUACGUGUGUUUAUCGGAAGCUAAAAACAUUUUUAUAGCCUGUAUUUCACGCUCAGAAAGAAAGAAAUCCUAUAUUAAUUCUGUAAAAUGUAUGAAAUGCGGCUUAUUAAGGAAGCAGGAAUUUUUUAUUUCUGAGAAACUGAUUUCCGUUUCUAGCUAAAUACUUCUCAAGGAAUAUAUAUAAGUGGUAUCUAACUUUCGAGAAAUACUAGAGCAGUAAAGGAAAAUGGGAAGAGAUAUAUGGAUGAGCCCUUCUCCCUAUCAGGCUGCAUCUGCAACUUCCUGCCUCUACCAUCAACCUCAUCACCCAAGACAUCGUAAAAGAGUCUCAGUGGAAACUCGACGGACCCCAAACUCUUCUAAAGCCAAAUCAAAUAGGCGCUGCACCCCGUGGUGCUCGUCGUUUAUGUGGUAUCAAAUGUCCACCCUGUCGUCCUCUUUUCGAUGUAGCUCUUUGGUGACAAUCACUGUGGAUGUUUUAAUGUAUGCGCUUGUUAUAGCAGCAUGUGUAGCAUGCUACGCAAACUCUUUAGAAGGAGAAUUUGUUCACGAUGACAUGGUAUCUAUUACCACGAACCCAGACGUUAUAGGAAAAAAUCCGGUGAAAGAAAUGUUCUUCAAUGAUUUCUGGGGGAAACCCAUGACUGAUCCGACUAGUCAUAAAUCCUAUCGCCCCCUGACUGUGCUUACCUUUCGGUUGAACCAUGUGUUUUGCGGAUUAUCGGCUUGGAGUUAUCAUUUCGUGAAUGUAAGCCUCCAUAUAUGUGUUUCGGUUAUGGUCACUUUCCUCUGCUUCGAAGUACUGAGAUGGUCACGAGAAGAUUCAACUACAGCAGCACUGCUUUUUGCAACUCACCCAAUUCACACAGAAGCGGUUUCCAGUGCAGUUGGCCGGGCGGAAGUUCUGUCUGCAUUUUUCUUCCUUUCGUCUCUGCUCGCUUUUGUAAAAAGUACCAAAACAGGAGAACAGAAUGAAAAAUGGAUGUUGUGGCUUCUCUUGAGCAUGACGUUUUCUGCUUUUGCUCUUUUGGCUAAAGAGCAAGGAAUCACCGUCCUAACAGUUUGCAUUGCUUUGAGAGUACAUCAGUUGAUUGGAAAUACAAGAUGGGAAACGCCAAAGAUUUUGCUUAAGAAAGGCAUAUUUUUAUUAACAGAUGCUAUUUUAUGGAUAACAAUAUUGAUGUUAGUGAUGUUAGUGGCCUUUCGCCUUUGGAUGCUUCAAGGAUCGAUGCCACGCUUUUCAGAAGAAGACAAUCCAGCUUCCUUUUGCCCGUCUUUGCUCACGAGAUUUUAUACAUACUCCUACCUUGCUGCUUUCAACUUCUGGAUGCUCCUUAAUCCCAGUACACUGUCCUAUGACUGGCAGAUGGGUAGCAUACCCCUCGUCACUUCAGUGUUUGAUAUCCGUAAUGUGGCAUCUGUACUCCUCUUCUUGUUCUUGGGUGUCUCGGCUCUUCAACUCUUACUGUCUCCUCCUCCCAAGAAAUCUGAGAGCAAAUCAAUGUUGCUGUACUUGUGCGUUCUUGUCUUGCCGUUCCUACCUGCAUCAAACGUGUUUGUUACAGUUGGAUUUGUAGUUGCAGAAAGAGUACUCUAUAUACCGAGCAUUGGAUUUUGUGUUCUUGUGACAUCUGGCUUAAAGAAGCUACGAAAACAUCACAAUCGUAUCUAUUGGGCUUGUAAGAGUUUCAUUGUUAUCCUCAUUUUCCUCUUCAUAGCUAGAACUGCAGUAAGGAAUCAAGACUGGAAAAAUAGAGAAACAUUGUUCACGUCGGGGUUGACCAGCGUACCACAUAAUGCCAAAGUCCAUUAUAACUUCGCUAAUCUUCAAAAAGACUUGGGAAAUGUCGAUACAGCAGUGGAACAUUACCGAAUGGCUCUCAGUUUAUGGCCGAAUCACGCUAGCGCACACAACAAUUUAGGAACACUGUUAACUGAUGUUAAAGAAGCCGAGAACCAUUUUAAACAAGCUCUUCUCAUAAAUUCUCAUCAUCCUAGAGCUCUAUUCAAUCUUGCAUCAUUAUACAGCAAACAAGGACGAGUCCAAGUAGCUCAAGAACUUCUUCAAAGAGCUGUAGAGCUAGAUAAGGAGUUUAUAGAAGCUUAUUCUUCUCUGGCUAAUAUUCAUGCAGAAAGGGGAAGACUGGAAGAAGCGGAAACCCUUCAUCUUAAAGCUCUAUCUAUGGACCCAAAUAAUGCUGAUUCAUAUAACAACUACGGAACUUUUCUACAAAAGUCAGGAAGAGCCGAAGAAGCUGUUCAACAAUACCGUCAAGCCAUGCGUCUGCAGCCAAACCACACCGUUGCUAUUGUUAACGCAGCAAGGAGCUUACGAUCGCUAAAAAACAACAGAGAGGCUGAGCAGUUAUAUAAGAGAGCUCUAUCCAUUAAUCCGGAACCGAAAAUAAUGGAUAAUUUAGGCGUCCUAUACAUAAGUGCUGGAAGAAUUGGGGAAGCAAACAAGUUAUACAAGGAAAUGCAUGAAAAGUAUGGAAACUACUUGGAAGGGAAGAUUCACUUCGCUCAAGUUUUAAUGCAGGAAAGAAGCUUUCAACAAGCUGAACAACUUCUUCAAUCGGUUGUGCAGGAGAACUCCACACACAGAGACGCUCUGCACCAGUUGUCAUUGUUAUACAGCCAAGUCAAUCGAACAACGGAG